Porites evermanni is the source of this 12325-nucleotide messenger RNA. The record is from the annotation of a GenBank genome assembly. Lineage: Eukaryota; Metazoa; Cnidaria; Anthozoa; Scleractinia; Poritidae.
AUGGCGCAGCAUCAAGACCUUAAAAGAAAAGGAGGUGCUCCUGAUCAUCAGAUGUCAAGAGAUCAUGUCCCUCCUCCGCUAAGUAUUGAAGUACCUAAAAUGAGAGAUCUUCCAAACAAGUCGACACCUUGGAGUGAUGUCAAGCUUCCUGUUGACAUUCUUUUGUUGACAGUAGAGGACUGCGAGUUUACAGCUUGCUUUGCUUUCUUGGCAAAUCCUUUUAAAAGUUAUCACAUGAGCCUGGGGUACGUGUACUUUGGGACCAUGGGUGAAAGUAAAGAAGAGGCACUGAAAGUUGCUUUGAUGAGAUGUUCUGAAAGUUCUUCUGGUCCACGUGGCAGUCAAUUUGUUAUUAAAAAUGCAGUGAUGCUACUGAGACCCAAGGCUGCUUUUUCCGUAGGCCAAUGCAUGGGUUUAAACCCAAAACAUACCAAGCUAGGAGAUGUAGUGGUAUCCUCUAAACUGUCAACUGAACAAUUCCCAACUCCAGUAAGAAGAAAUCUUGGCAACCUCAACUUGUUUUCAACUGAAGGCUGGAAGCCACCAUUAAAAGAUCCAGUAGGUGAAGAAACAGUACAGGUACACCGUGACAGUGACAUAUUCAGUGGUAGUCAAUUCAUCAACAAACAAAGCAGUAUGUCUCAAUCUCGUGUGAUUGCAGUUGAAUGGGAAGGGGAAGGUAAGAUAUUAGAGACAUUAAGAUUCACGUUUCACGGCAGAAGUGAAUUUGUACCACGUGACCAAGUUUUCCCCUUGUUUUCCGUUAACUCUUUAUUCUUCUACUCAAAAAUAAGUAGUUUUAUGCCAGUUUUAAUGAUAGGAAUCGUUCGGGACUGUUUUUAUCUGCUAAUUUUCUAUUCUGAGAAAUUCUCAACUUGAGUCUGACGUUUGCCAUUUGCGGUAAACGUGAAUCUUAAUCUCUCUAUUGUUUUAUAUCUACAAAUAGUUUCCAUUUGAAAGUGACAUGAUGUGAGUAAAGUAGUCAUUAAAUUAUCUCCACGGCAUUUGUUCUUGUCCAGAAAGAGACAUGUUUCAUACCCUAGCUUUGUUUCAAACUAAAGCUUUACACAAAUGCCCAUAGAACAAAUUAAACGUCCAAAAAUUGAUUUUCUUGUAUCAAGACAACAGAUGGUCUGGAACCCAAGCCUGUUCCAGGCGUUCACAUUGUGGGGACGGCGCAAAGAGAUAUGUGAGAAGGAAGAUAACAGCAAAGGGUGGGGAAGGGGGGAGUAGUAUUCCAUCAAGAUUACCGUAAUCAAGAAGGUUACAUUUUGUUAUUGCAACGUAGAUAUCAGUGAAACGUUUACAUGCCAGCAAUGGGAGUGAGUGAAAAACGGAAUUUGCCAUCGUGUCGCUUUUCACUGGUUAAAAAAUUAAUCGCCUUCAACCUGCCCUUUUAUUGUGUAUACAUGUAAAGUAUAGGUAUACAAAGUAAAUUGCCCAAUUUCCAAAAAAGGUUCUUAAUAACUGCAGCAUUAUCAGUUAAAUAAAUACAACAAAGCCUGAAUAUGCAAUAAGGCAAAACUUCGAAUUUAUUUACUGUAGAGUUCCAGGAAUUGCUUCAAAUAUUCUGAGAAACGUAUCGCUUCAGUUCACGGGAAUCUUAUUACCUUCAUUUGCUUCGAGAAAACAUGACUUUCUACAUGAAAAAGGAUUUCUUAGAGUCAGGAUAUUCACGUUCAUGUUCAGCACAAUCUAGAGCAAUUGAAGUGUUCUCAUGAUCAGCUGCUUUACCAUCCUUUGUAAGAGCUUGUUUUUAACUAGGAAGAUGUUAGUUGUUUAUUCCGCUAUAAAUGUAAUUUUAGAUAAAAGACUUGCCGAACAUAAUAUCUGAAGAGUAUUAGCAUAUCCAGACCACAUAUAAGCAAGCUUGUACACUGUACAAUUUGCAAUUGAAUUACCUCUGCAAAAUACCUCUGCGAGUUACCUCUGUGACUGAUUACCUAUAAAAGUUGCCUAUCACAAUUGCCUCACACCAAGAGGGCUGAAUUACCUUAGGCCUAGAUAAGUGAAACAUGCUGAAUUACUUGAGUUAUCAACGAGUUAACUACGUGAGGAGAUUACACAUAUUCGAAGAGUUACAGUUCUGUUGAAGUUAUUUCUGCUUUGCUCUACGGACAAGUCCCCAACAAACCUGUACCUCUGGCAUUGUUUGUGACGUUGGCCAAGGAGCCCAACGAAGUGUUCUACUAAGCUUUUAAUUAGUCCCAUUACGUCCUUCAGUUAUUCGAAUUAACCCGCCGAUUAUCCGUCCAUUUGUCCGGCGCAACGCCGCGCAUGUUGUGAGAGUUAAAGACGAAGAACGCCCUAAAAACCUAACGUCACAAUACCGUAAAUGAUAAACGCCUACUUCCAAAACGCCUCUUGUCACUUUGAACGCCUCCUGUCUAAUAGACGCCCCCUGUGAGAAUUACUCCAAAAUACUAGGAAUUAGCCAAAAAUAACAACAAUGACAACAAUGAGCGAGGAUUCUGAUAGAUGUUGGGAUUUGAUAGAGCGACAUAGAUCUCUAGACGGUCUAGACAUAUCAACUGAUGGAGUGGAUUUUCCGCGCUACUUUUAAACUCUCUUGAUAUUUUCGCCGAAGCAUAUUAGUUUCGUUGAGCUUGUUAAAGUUAUGAGAAUAAACACCUCUUAUCUAUUAACGCCCCCGCUUGGACCCCUAGAUGCCUCGGGCGUUUAUUAGGUCAUUUACAGCACUUACUAACAUUUACAUCCCAAAAAUCUCAAGAGAGACUGGCUUUGGGCACAGGCAGCCCAGGCUGGUCACGUACGCAGCCUGAAAUUGUGUAAUGAGCACUCGGCCUGGAACUAAGCAACAUCUUGUGACCAUGGCAAUACCACAGCUUUUCAUUGCUAGCCAUGUUUGACCAUGGUUGGCAAUGUUGUGCCAGUAGUGUGUGUGACCGGUUGUCAGGUUGACUAGUGGUAUAUUGCAAACCAUGAUUACAAAAAAGAUAUAUUCUGGUGACCUAGUUCAAAGGGAAUAUUAUAAUAACAUAAAAUAUACCGUUGUGGAGGGAAUAUAAACAACAUGGGAGAAAAAGUCUGAGCAGUCUGAGCUUUUGACUCUUGUUCACAGUGGUUGAACAAGGCUUUGAAUCUUGGCGUGCAUAAUCAUUUUCACAUUGUAAGGUCUGUCUUUUCACUUAACAGGACUGUUUGCUGCAGCCCAUGAUAUGAACAUUGAAUGGGUGAUUGUUAAAGGGAUAUCACAUUUUUCUGAUGAUAUCAACACUUCUGAUGUGUCCUGGAAGUCAUUUGCUUCCGUCAUGGCAGCUUCUCUUGUGUCCACAAUGUUACAUGAUCCAGUUGUUUUUAAAGAAUGGCCUCACUAUCAAGGUAUGUCACAUCUCUGUUUUGACUGAUAAGUGGCUUUUCAUUACUGCACUCAUAUAAUACUAGAAGUAAUUCCAAAUUAGGGGAGUUCGUUCGAUGGGGAUGGGUGAUAAGUGCCGCCGAGAGGGAGGAGGGGUCGGUAGUUGGUGGUAGACCUGGUGCUUGUAAGAUUGAGAAAAUCAAACACUUUAAUCAAGUGAAUUAAUAUCAGCAAUUGUCCACUAGCGAGGGAAUAAUACAGGCCUAGCUGGCUGUGUGCUAUCGCAUUAAGUGAAAAGAUUGACCAUCAAAACUGUCUUAUCGCUUUUGUUCUUUUUUUAGACUUGACAGUCAUGGAACCCUCAUCUAGAAGCUUACCAGGUACUUUUCAGUCAGUAGAUAUACAGGAACCAUACUGGAUUUAAACUGAAACCACUGGUUCUGUAACAGUACGAAGUAACAACAGGUUUUAACACACCAUACUUCCCCUAGGAUAAUCGAACAGAUACAAAUUUUAUAGCGCCGCUUAGAAUGCAUUUCUAGAUGUCCAAAAGUACUCUGGGUAGCCUAAAACGUUUUUUCAAUGUAUUUAGGAGGAAACCGUCGUUGGGUGCCCCUGGUUAAAUGGAGUUGCAAUGAAGAAAUUUCCAGCGUGUGUUAAAAAUUCCUAAAAGGGGAUAUCGGUACUUGUAUUAAUAUAAAUCUACACCAUCCGCGAAAGCAGCGUACAUGGGGUCUGGCGGGCUUUAACUAGCCAUAGGUAAAAUAAACUAGGGGUGUGAAAAUACUACAAUAUAGCUGAUACUCACAAGAUUUUAAAUAACCAAUCAGAUAGCGAUAAGGUUUUGUAAAUUUAGUUCUGAUAGCAUAACCCCGCGGGUAUACUCGCAGUUUACAGCAUAAGCAAGCAGAUACGGAAACGAGAUUAUAAGCAUACUCCACAUACAAAUUUUCCCAUCAUGCCACUCCCACGGACAGUCUUCUUGUCUUUCUCUUGUUUGUAUUCUUUUAUAUGAUUUGACUGCAGCUUUAAGUAUUUGCUUUAGGGCCUGUUUACAGGGAGGUGGGGGACACUAUGUAGGUGUGGUACCACACCUGCCUGGGGUCCCCCACCUCCAUGUAAACAGGCCCUUAAUUAGUUGUCUCAGGUGUAUUUACUUGCGCUAAGUGUUUUGAUGUAAAUAAAGACUGUCAGAUCCCAAAGCUUGCGUGCGUAAAAUGUAUGUUUGAAACCCGGAAGUGCAACAUCUUUUCUGUAUUUUUUCUAUCGAACCCACAAAAAUGGAUAUAAGAUUCACUUCUAAUGUAUAUUUUUGUACCUACUUUUAGUAUCAAGAAGUUGCCGUUUUUUCAAUAUGUCCCUGUCUUAAAGUACACUGAUAUUUUUAAGAGUUUAAAAUUCUUUAAAGUAGACUCCGUAAGUCUUGAGGAGUGCCAGAAACAGCUGCGAUCACUUUAUGAAACCAGUAGCAAAGUCCAAAUCAUUCCAUGGGACCCGAACUCUGCUGUUGAUAUUGACGACAUCUACACAGACUUGUCAUGGUUCAUGGAUCACAGGAAACCCACAGGAGUGACAGAACAGCAACUUGACCACUACACUGAGAUUUUUGUCCGGAGAGAACCUAAUCCUGCACCAAAGCGAAUUUUGGUUUAUGGACAGCCAGGUAAGUAACUGACAUGACUGACGAACAUGGUCUUUAUUGAAUUGGAGGCAUGCAUCGAUAAGCAAAUGAUAGCUGCCAAAGCUAACAAACUUGUGGCCUCAAGUACACAAAUACAAGAAAGAAUAAACAAAGAAUAUCCAUCCUCGUUUACCAGCUAAAUGCGGCAUCCAUACAGGGCGUCGUACGAUCAGCUGGUGAUUUGCAGGCUUUUUGGCUGUACUUUUCCAACAUCCAAUAAUCUAAAAGAAUCUACGCAGCAGAUUGUUAAAUAACCUAUACAACUGAGAAUGAUAAAGAGACCAGUCUGUAAACAAAGCUAAGAAUUCCAAAGAGAGACUGAGGUCGAGAGAGAUCCAUGAGAAGCUGCUCAAACAGCUAUAAUAUAAUCGUUCUCCAAAUUAUAUCUCCAUAAAAAGGAAUUAUAAUUAUUAUGGAGAUCCUUUAUCUCCAUCAAUCAAACUUGGGAAAACGUAAUUGUUCAAAUAAUUAUAAUUUAUUUAUUAAAUAUUUUUGUGAUUACGCACGUAAAAAUUCAAGUUCAGAAGCUUUUUAGGGGAAUUUUAAAUUUAUUUCACUGAAUUUUUUAGAAAAUUCAGCAAAACUUCAGUAAAAUAAAUUUAAAAUUCCCCUAAAAGUCUUUCAAAACUAAUAUAAGUUCUACUAUUUUAAGGUUUCACUUCAGCUGACAGUUUUUUCACUCUUGUUACGUAGGAAUUGGCAAGACUGUUUUUACGAAGAAAACAACUUUUGACUGGUCCCAGCAGAGAUAUACAGAAACAUUAGGAACAUUUGAUCUUGUCCUUCUGGUGAAAUUACGAGACGUUAGUAAUUUCCAAGAUGUUCCGUCCAUUCUGAGGGCUUCUGAAGUGCUGGAUAGUAAUGGUGCAAUUUCCGUUCACAGCCUGUAUGAUUACGUUUGUCGCCAUCAAGAAAAAGUCUUGCUUAUCUUGGACGGCUACGAUGAAUAUGUUUACAGUUCAAAAAACGAGUCGCCUGUUUUCAAAAUCUGGAAAAAAAGCCAGUUAAGAGAUUGUUGUGUUGUAAUUACUUCGAGGGAAAUGAAAGCUGAGAUGUUGAUAAGUUUUAGUGAUACUUUAUUCAAAAUUGAAGGCUUCAAUGAUGAGCGUCAAGAAGAGUUCGCUCGUAGAUUUUUGAAAGAUGAUAAAGAUAUUCAAGAGUUUUUUAGGUACUUAUGGCAGCACAACCUAAGUGAACUAGCACAAAUUCCCCUACUGCUCUUAAUGUUGUGCUUGCUCUGGACGAAAACAACACGUGAAGAACUACCAAAGGAACGCGCAGACAUCUUCGCCCAGUUCAUGACGACCAUGUUUGAUCACAUGUGUGAAAAAAAGUCCGCUGAAUCGGUUUCUGCCAAAGAUUACUCAGAUGAAUUAUACGCAUUAGGACGCUUGGCCUUUGAAGCCCUUUUGCAAGGCCAGCUUUAUUUCCCUGUUAGUCAGUUACCUGUUGGCUACAGUUUGACCGAGAGGCUGAUCGAAGUCGGUCUUUUCCAGGUGUUAAAUAUUGCAAGUUUGAAUCCUGAAAAAGGUGUUUUCUUCAUUCACAAUUCCCUACAAGCAUAUAUCGCGGCAUAUUUUCUAAAAGAACAGCUACUGGCUGAGAAGGUAAACUCCUUAGUAAAAGUAGAAUCAAUUGAAACGAUGUUUUGGAUGGGAGAAGUGUUAGAAUUUGCCUGCGAGCUGUCUGAAGAAGCCGCACGUAAGAUUUUGAGUCAUCUGGAGAUGGUAGCGGAGAAGGAAACUUCAGUUGCAGUGUUCCAAUUUAUAGGUAAUUGCAAAUACAUACUAGUUCAUUUUCUUGAUAACGUCAGUCACACUUCAUUAUUCGCUGUGGAAGUUGAGAAAUUACUUGUGAAUAGCACUGAAGAUCAGAGCUUCAUGUCAAGCAAAUAUGACUCCCAAGCAUUAUAACAAACCUUACAAACAACAAAAAAACUUUGGAACUUGUUAGGCUAACAAGUUUUCAAAAACCCCAAUCGCAAUCCGUUUCAAUCUUCUUAAAAUUUGUCCAUCCAUGCCUCCAGUUGUAUUUGCUGUGUGAUGUAUACCUUCUUUUAACGUUUUGAAAGGUUAUACUUAUACGACAUCAUUCAAUUUGGUUGCAGUUCCCACAGUAGUUCCCUUUCAAUGAAUUUUUUCAAAUUUCUUGUAAAUGGUGAAAUUCACCUUCGUUACCAACAAUUAAUGCGUCUCCUAAAAGUGCUAUAUUAAAAAUAGCAAACAACAUCGAUAAACUUUGAAAAACUGUUGACACAUCACUGUUAGGCUGUCAAGCCUUUAAAAACCCACUUGCAAUCCCUUUUGAUUUCUUCUGUUUUACCCAUCCGUACCUUCGCUUGUAUUUCUGUGCUGUGAUUUAAGCCUCCCUUCAUUGUUUUGAGCGGUAUUUCAUAGUUUAUUUCUUGCUCAGCUUGGUGGCAAGUUCCCGGUGGCUAAAUUCCGUAACACAGCUCUGACUUGUAAGACCAAAUAUUGAGGUUUUUUCUAAUCUUGUGCAGAAAAACGUUAAUUUUGAUUUUCUGUGGGAAAAGAUUUUCCUUUACAUUCAUAUUAAUAUUUAGUGUAAUAUUCCACGUUCUGAAGGGAAACCCAUCGAUAACUCGGUAGAAUAGGUUUGUGUUUUGCCCGGGGGCGCUACUUGGGUUAAUUUUUGCUGGGUAUGUGCGCUGGCUUCUCAGAGCCCCUACCCGACCCGAUCUCAGUCACUUGUGGGCAAAUAUGUAAUUUUUGCGAUCCCAACUUAGUCACUUUCUAUUUAUGUAUUAACCUCAUGUUGAAUGAAGAACACUCUACUUUUCACCAACAGUACAAACAUUCUGGUACGUUUGAUGACUGCUAAUAUGAAGAACUAUCUUACCCCACAACUCAGAAAAUGUGCAACCCCAUUCUAGUAACUCUAUUGAAAAAGAGACCCCAUUAUAGUCACUCCGAUUGGAAAAUGCGACCCCAUCCAGCGGCACAUCCCCAUUAGCCUCUUAUAAGGAAGUACCCUCCCCGGGGUGUUUAGCUCGUUCAAUCAUAGUCCUUAGACCCAAAUGUGUUUUUUAUGCUUCCGCCUCGGUUUCAACAACAUCAUGAAAUUUUUUUUUUCUCCUAAAGAAAAACUGAAAAAGAAGACAAUAAAGGACAACAGUAACGAAGGUAAGGUAUACCCCUUGCUACAUACACUGCCUCAUGCAGUUAAAAAGUAGUGACAGGUACGUUGUCUUUACCAGGGGUGGUAGGGUCGUAGCUGGCAUGAGGCAAAACGACGAAAGCCGCGCAUCGUCUGGAUUUAAAAAAGAUUGUACAUUCUAAAAACGUCAAAAAUACAAUGUGGUGUUUCAAACCUCUAGAUUUUGCAAUUUUCUGCAUUGAAAGUCUGCCUAUGGUCCUGGAUCGUGGCAUAUAUCUUGAAUUUUAUAUACUUCUAAGUAAGUCUCUAACGAAACAAUCACUGUGCAGUAAUCUUUCUAACUGCUGCAAGAAUGAUACGUGAAUGUGUCUAGAGACUAGCUUACUUAACAUCAGUAUGAAACCUGAUGUCAUCUCUAAUUUGUCAAACCGAUUCUUUUAAUACUUUUAGAUUUGAUUCCAGCCUUUGUGCUAGCUAGAGGAGACAAAGCACUUGCUGCUUACCGCAGGGCAAUUGAGACUGGUGGUAGCACAUAUGAUAAACGUGUCAAGGUUUUACUCGUUGGGCAAGACCGUGUGGGGAAAACGAGCCUCGGUAAAGCUCUAAGAGGUGAACCUUUUGAUGAAGCCGAACUCAGUACUGAUGGUGUGCAAAUGAUCCCUGCUGUCAAGAAUGCUGGAACAGGCGCGUGGAGAAAUCCUGCUUCUCUUGAACACACGACAGUAUUUGAUCAUAACGUUGCUGCAGAGACCGCUAAGAAUUUAUUAAGCACACACUCGGAGCAGCCAGAGACGAAACAACCAACAGAAACCUCGAAUAAAAGUGAACCUGAGAAACCUUCUGAGAAACCAAAAGAAGGGCCUUCAAACCAAGCAGUUCAGUUAUCUAUUGAACAUGGUUAGUGCAAUAAACAUUCGGUCAUUCUUUAAUAACUAUUGCUGAUAGACUGGAAACUGUAGUUUCUGUAAAACCUGAAAACUUUCGGUUAUUUACGUAGACGAAACAAAAGAGUCUUAUGGGUUAAAAGUUGCUAUUUAAUGUGUUCGUGUUCGUAAAAUUAUCGGAAUUUUUGAUAAACUGGCCUCUCACACAGCAAGCUUAAACGGCACCCAAAAUACCGACUAUCCUGGAUUUUAAUGUGGCUAAAUGUAAUUUAGGCAAGGUUAAUCUCGAGCUAAUGCUGCCAGCGGUCUCGCCCAGUUUGCACAUGAUCUGUGGGGGCGCCCUUUGGAGUUCGCAGGGGCAAACUACGUACAGCCUUGCUUUUCUAGCGAUCGUUACGAUCAGUGCUUUUGUGAGCGAAUCUUAACGGAUUCAUUAGCCCCCCCGCCCCCCCCCCCCUGCCCCCUCCCCUCCCGGACUUCACUUCUCCUUUUACUUGGUAGUAUUCUGUGAAGUGUUGUGGAUGCAUCUGCAAGUUGUCGUGUUAGGCCUGUUGUACGGUAUAAGUCGCACCUGACGUGUGGGGGCCCGAGUCUGUCCCGUUUCGUCCGUGUCCCUGCCACUGCUGAAGACANUGUCUCAACACUUGAAGAGAAGAGCUUCUGACAAUAAAUACCUAAGAUCAGACCCAAUUUUAUCACUUUCCAAGCGAAACGAAAAUAGAGCCUGAUGUUGUGUUGGCAUUGAAUGGUAUUAAAAAUUCGAAGAAUGGACUUGACUCUUAUAUUCCCUUUUUUAUUUCUAUUUCCGCACAGAAGAGCCUCUUCCAUCAACAACUAAUGAAGAAAACCCUCCUGUCGACCAAGAAGAAGAAGCUUCAAGACAGACUCGUAAGUUGAAACUAUCGCCAACUUUUCUAGGUUAACACCUUCAUUUCCCUUCGUGACUUGUGCAAUACGGACUAUAGCUGGGGAAUGAGAAAUGUGAAAUGUGGAAAACAUAACGGUCCGACCUGGGAAAUGUAACAAAAUUCGACUCUGAUAAAAAAAAAUACACUAAACAUGUUUGGAGGUACAACAUGCUAUAAAAAGGAUGCCGAUUCACAGCUUCAUUUGAUUAUGCGGCGGAAGGACUCGUCUUCAUGCUGCAUUUCAGUAGGAACAUCCGAGAUCUCGCCCUACCGACAGAGUUGUUAAGGGUUGCGCGCUGUUAUUCAGUGAGUCCAUGUUUUUUUUUUUUUUCUGUUAUUAAAGCAUUUCUUACGUUUACAUACAAAAUAGAAAUUAAGAAGAAAAAAAGGAGAGGAGAGACACACACACACUCUUAUAUAGUACAAAUAGAAGAAUACAAAGCUAAACACACACAAAGCUAUUACAGCAAUAGUUACUUAGUAUGUAAAUUACAAUGACUUCACUUUAAACUAAUGAUGAAAUUAAUCAUGACAUCACUUAUUCGGAAAAACGCUUAUUUACUUUUCCCACUUUUUAGAAUGGUUAUUUAAUUUGUCUGUUUUCCUAGCAAUAUGGAGUUCGAUAUUGUAAAAUAAUACGUCUUGUCCUAGCUAUAAAACCAUUCUGGCAUUUCCGAGAGUAAAUAUAAAACUUACCCAAAAGCAAGAUAUGGUUAAACAGGAGAAAAUCUUCUGCAAUAUCGGACUUACCAAAAAUGGCAUCUUCCUCUUUAAGGUUAUCAACAGAAAUGUUAUAAUCGCGCAACCAGGACAAGACCUGUUUCCAAAAACUAGAUGAUACUUUAUUCAGUCAAUGGUGCCUAAAUAGCCUUACUUGUCAGCAUUACACCGUUAAAAUGAGAGCUGUGACCUCCACUUUUUGUUACGUUUUUAUCAUCUUCUUGACUUUUUACAACAAUUUACCGAAAACUUUAUCGAAAAUCCGUGUCAUGUUCUUUUACCAAUGAAUCACCUCAGGAUUUCUGCUUUCUUUCUUACAGAUCACUUUCCGCGGGGAGAGGAAGUAAUACCAGAUCACGUUGCUUUACUUUUAGCGGAAAAUCUAGCGAGAACCGAACUUGACCCUGAAGAAAAAAUUUGGCCAGUCAUUUGGGACUUUGCAGGACAGGACAUUUAUCGUGCCAUUCACCCAAUCUUUAUGUCGCCAGAGGACCUUUAUCUUCUCGUGUUUGAUCUUACAAAGAAACUUAGUGAAAAAGCAGUAUGUCGAGUGAAUGUGGGUCACAGAGAGCAUGCUGUAACAGCCCGCGAUGAUGAAGACACAAAUUUGGAUCACUUAUUAAGGUGGAUGGACUUGAUUCACUCUUUAAAGAAGGGUAAUCAGAAAGAGAAAGAGAAGGUUUCGUAUCCCCCAGUCAUACUUGUCGGUACUCAUGCUGACUGUGUAGACAAUCCAAGUGAAGCAAUGAAAUUAGUCAAACAGACGUGUUUACGUGUGUUUUGUAAACACAGUUAUUUACCACACAUCAGAGAUCGUUUAUCGAUCGACAACACAAACGCUGGCAAAUUAUUCAACCAGGAGGAAAUCGAGAAGUUUCGAGAGGCGAUUCUUAAGGUAGCUGAUGAAAUGCCUCACACGAAGAAGCCGAUCCCUUUACAAUGGCAUCGUGUUGAGAAGGAAAUUAGUCAACCGAAAUGGCAAAGACGCAAGUUCCUUUUUAAGGAAUCUUUUCGUGAAGAUAUUGUUUCUCCCUAUUGCGCUUUUGAAAAUGAGGAUGAUGACUUUGAAGAACUUGUGCAUUUUUUGCAUAGCCGUGGGACAAUAGUGUACCAUGAACAUGAGUAUGAUGGUCUGGUUAUUUUGGAUCCCCAGUGGUUAAUCAAAAUAUUCUGCAAGAUUAUCAACGUAAAUCCACAGGAGAAAGAACCAAUGGACGUAGAAGCAGAUCGUACGGAAUUGGAAGAAAAAGGAAUUCUUUCCGAAAAGUUGAUUGAUCAUACCUGCCGCAAUGAAAGUCUGAGUCCCAUUAAGGACCAUUUGAUUUCUUUAAUGGAUAAGUUCAACCUCAUCUGCCGUCAAAAAACAGGAGAAUCGCAGUUCUUAGUCCCUUGUAUGCUGCGGACUACUACUAAUGAAGAAGAGGAAAAUGAAACUGGAUCAACUGUACCUAUCUACCUCAGGUUUCAAACUGAGUAUGUUCCAAAUGGACUAUUCUCCCGACUUAUUGUGCUGUUUGUGAAAAAUCCGCAGUACACAAAUAUGUACGAGCUGACAUCAAAUAAAGCUGAAUUUAUCCUUGACAAGAAUAGCAGCCAUCCGUUUCAAAUGGUGCGCUACAAGAGUGUUAUUAAGCUGGGGUUUGGAAAAGCUGAAGGCAAUCCGCCCAAAGAGGAUUAUGUUAAUGUUUUAAGGUAA